Molecule: messenger RNA, 1197 nt
Organism: Mauremys reevesii (Reeves's turtle)
Lineage: Eukaryota; Metazoa; Chordata; Testudines; Geoemydidae
Gene: BHLHA15
Product: basic helix-loop-helix family member a15
Exons: 2
Coding region: 190-717 (175 amino acids)
Molecular function (GO): protein dimerization activity
Source: RefSeq, a predicted model, not a curated record
GACUCUCAGGCAGCAUGGUGUGGGGCUGGUGGGUGAAACCUGAGAUGCAGUCCUGUCUUGCUCCCCUGGCAGCCUUGGGCUGGAGGCCCUCUAAUCAAACCACUUUGUGAGCAUGUUGAUGGCUAGUACCAGAAGAUUAACUUAGUGGGAGAACAGGCUGGGUGAUAUUUCCCCAUCAUCUACUAAAACAUGAAGACCAAAAGCAAAAGAACGAAGCACAGGCUUGCUGUUGACAAAGAAGCCUUUCUUGGGGAGACAACUUUGAGCAAAGAGGAACCGGUAAAAUGUUUGCGACGCAAAGAAAGGAGAAAUGGCGGAAACAAUGAGAGUAGCAAGACCGGUACAGUCCAAGCCAAGCAUGCUUGGAACAACAAAGACAGACACUUAAGGCGAUUGGAAAGCAAUGAACGGGAGAGGCAGAGAAUGCACAAGCUCAAUAAUGCAUUCCAGGCCUUGCGGGAGGUUAUCCCUCAUGUGAGAGCUGAGAACAAACUUUCUAAAAUUGAGACUCUCACGCUAGCCAAAAAUUACAUUAAAUCACUGACUUCCACCAUACUCCAUAUGUCCAGUGGGCAUCUUCCAACUGGAGAAGGAACUGGGGCAUCCAAUGGCUCCAAACUGUACCAGCAUUACCAGCAGCAACACGGCGACGAAGAACACGAUGAACAACUAAAAAAAUACUCCACACAAAUUCACAGCUUCAGACAAGGCAGCUGAAGUUAGCUACUGGCCUCAUUCUCUCAUCUCCAUACAUUCCUGUAUAGUUCAGCAUUUGGAGGAUUAAGGGGUUAUUUCCUCCUGGUGGGUUUCUUCUUUGUUUGUUUUUGGAAAGACAAAUGUUUAGUGACUAGAUCUCAUAAUUCUUGUUGAAAUUAUCCUAAAUUGUAGGUUAGGCUUUUCAAAGAGAUGAGUGAUUUUUGGUUGCCCGAUUUGAAACACUUUCUCUGUUCUUAUAGUUUUUUGUUUACCUGCUUUGUUUGUAAUUUUCUUGAGGUCAGAAUGUUCUUUUAAUUUGUAAUGAGAAAUUGUUUGAUUGUUCAACACCUAGAUUGCUUUUGCAGGGCGGGCUUUAUAAACAAGUUAUUUUUCAGUGGGAGGGGGUUCCCUGCACUUUAGGAAAAUUACUCUUUUUAUAAGGUGCCUUGAGUUGGGCACCCAACAGUGAUGUCCAGGGCCGCCCAGAGGGGGGGGGGGCAA